GAGCAGAACAGUGAAUCAGCACGAGAUCAAAGUGUUCUAAUGAUCAGACUCUUAGAACUGUAAAACUGUCACAACCAACUUCUGUAAAAUCAUCGAUACAAAGAAGCAUGAAAACUGUGUAGAUCACUGGAUAUAGCUAAGAUCUGGGAGAAAGCUUCAAAGAGACUCAGCCUAAACCAAAGGAACUAGGGAUGUCUGACAGAGUGUACCUGUUUCAGCAUCAGAACUACCACGCCCUGAAGCGAGCGUGUUUGAGACGAGCAGCUCUAUUCCAGGACCCCUUCUUUCUUGCCUCUGCUCAGUCGCUUUUCUACAAAAGAGCACCACCUCCAGGACUCACGUGGAAGAGACCAAGGGAGCUGUGUAGGGAUCCUCGACUCUUUGUGGAUGGAAUCAGCACCAGAGAUCUGCACCAGGGCAGUCUGGGUAACUGUUGGAUGGUGGCAGCUAUAUCCUGUCUGGCCACAGAGCCCUCACUUUGGAAAAAGGUCAUCCCAGAUCACAUGGAGCAGGAAUGGAACCCUAAGCAUCCAUACCUGUAUGCUGGGAUUUUCCACUUUCGAUUCUGGCGAAUGGGCCAAUGGAUGGACGUGGUGGUAGAUGACCGCUUACCGGUCAGUGAGGAUGGAACUUUGCUCUUCUGUCGCUCAGCAUCACCUCGGGAAUUCUGGAGUGCCCUGUUGGAGAAAGCUUAUGCCAAGUUGAAUGGUUGCUAUGAGGCCUUAGAGGGAGGUAACACCGCUGAAGCGCUUGUGGAUUUCACUGGUGGAGUGUCCGAAUUGCUGAGUCUGGACCAAGAGGCUCUAAGCCAACAUGCUGAGCAGAGGCGGGCACUGUUCCAGAUGUUAGCAAAAGCACACAGUCGCAAAGCUCUCAUCACAUGCUCCAUACGGCCAGCAGAAGGAGAACUUGUGGAGUCAGUGUUGGACUGUGGCUUAGUGAAGGGCCAUGCAUACAGUGUUACUGAAAUCAGGAAGAUCCGCCUGGGGGAGACACUUUUGGGCAUUUGUGGAACAUCCCGGAUCUACAUGGUGCGCAUGCGGAAUCCCUGGGGCAUGGCAAACUGGACUGGGGCCUGGAGUCAGGGAUCGCUACAGUGGCAGCGGACUGAGCGCAGCGAGAGGGAGAAAAUGGGACUCGUCGUCAGAGAUGUAGGAGAGUUUUGGAUGGAGUUUGGGGACUUCUGCCACUACUUCACAGACAUGGUCGUGUGCAGACUGGUGAAGCGCUCCCUGCUUUGGACCCGGCACCGCUGGGGAGAGGAGUGCCUCCUGGGUGAAUGGACCCACGCCCCUAUAGACACCCCACUGAAGGGCUGCGACUGGGCCUAUCCUGCUCCUGCCUCGAGAGGAGGCAGGAGAGAAGAGCAUCUGGACAAAGGGCAGCAGGACCAGAGGAGGGCCUACGGAGAGAAGCAAAAGAAGAAAGAGAAGGGUGAAGAGCAAGCGUGGCAAGUGAGAGAGGGAAAGAGAUUGCAGAAGAAAAGGGAGAAAGUCCAUAGCAGAGAGGAGGAGGGAGUUGCUGAGGAUGAAUGGGAGAGAGAAAUGGACAGAAGGAGUCGGUGUGGGGGGUGCAGUAACUUCAGAGAAACAUUUCUUCAUAAUCCUCAGUUCAUGUUUGAGGUAGGAAAAGAGGAAAAUGAGGUACUGAUAUGCCUGCAGCAGGAAGACAGAAGGAUUAAAAGGAAAGAAGGAAGCGGUGAAAAUCUUCCAAUCGGCUUUGAGGUUCUGAAGGUGGAGGUGAAUCGCACGUGUAGGGUGCAGCGCUUUGGUGAGCAGGCUGCCAGCUCUGUCUAUAUGGACUCCCGCAGUGUUGCCCUGCGUGUGACUCUGGGCCCCGGCCGCUAUACCGUCGUGCCCACCACCUUCCAACCAGGGGUCAACGGGCGUUUCCUGCUCCGCCUGUUUUCACACACAGACAUGAAGCUCCGGGAGUUGAAGGAGGAUCUUCCUGUUCCCUCACUGUGGUGGUGCUGUGGGCCUCAGCUCUGUGCUGUAACUACAAUACACCUGCACAGAGCUUCCAUGCUCAGUCAGUCCAAACAGCCAGCUCCAGAUGUGUAUGCUGUCAUUAGGUGUGAGGAGGAGACUAUAAGGACACGUGUGUUUAAGAAAGAUGGAAGUCCUGAAUUUAACACUAAAGUGAUUUUCUAUCGAAGGAGGCCUUACACAAAAAUCUCCAUAACGUUGUGGAGAAGAGGUUUGCCAUUUGACUCCUUCCUUGGAGGAGCUCAUCUUCAAAUAGGGGACAGUGAAAAUGAGAGGAGCAGAGUGGUUGAUCUCCGAGGUGGCCAGUCUUGCGGUUACAUCUACAUUGAGACUUCUAGCAGUCAGUGCUUGACUGACUUAUGAUGGCAGCUGGACUUCUGUAAUACUAAGAGCUGAAGGGUGGCAAAACCUUUGUGCGAAUAGGGUUGGGCAAAUGUCUCCUUUUAAGGUGUGGUGGUGUCAUGUAUUUGCCAACCUUCUGAUUGGUCAGGAGACCCACAGACCAUGAUUAUAAGAUAGGAAUCUCCCUCAGCCCAAGGUGAGGAGGGACAUGGAAGUUAUUUCAACAACAUCAGCUUCUCACUGGUUGAUCUGGCUGACCCAACGAGGUUAAAAGAACACCAGCUUCUCUGUGCUGUGCAUGUUUAGUUAUUUAAGGGAAGAAAAUGUGCAGUUAUCUGCUGGUCAGAUAUUUUAAAUACAGAUUUGUUAUAUACGGAUACUUAUGAUAUUGAUGAUGAUGCUAUGCCUUUAAAAAUCUUUUUAAUCUAACCCUUAAAAAAACAUCUGCCACCAGAUUUUAUAAAGAAAGACAGCAGAAUUUCUUCUUAUUAAAUAUCAUAUUAAAUAUAACAUUUAUGCUAUGUAUUCUAGGAAAUUAGAAACUAGUUCAUCUUGAAAUAACCCACACACAAAGAAAACCACAGUUCAAGUGUGCACCCUGUCAGACUGGAAGAUCCGAGACACAGAAUGAUGUAGUUAGAUUUCUUUACCGCCAUAGUUUAAUGUCUGUUGCGUGGUGCUAGUGGAUGAUUGUUAAUGGUGCAUAUGAAACCAACAGAGUGAUAAAUCUGUCCUGCAGGACCAUACAUUAGAGCUGGAUAAUAUGGACAUCAUAUCACACUGCAAUUGUACUACAAUUGCUAUAGUGUGAUUUUGAUUUAAAAAGCAAAACUUGUGACCCUAAAUGUCAUAUGUAAAAGAGGUCUUGCUCUGUGAUAAUGUUGUCGAGGUCAGUAUUAUAAUUUAAAAUAUCAACAAAUUCAUAAUAGAGUUUAUAGCAUUUUAUACACAUGUUCUUUGAAAUGACUAUUCCUCAUAUAAGUCUAUUUUAAAUAAUUAGAAUUGUUGAAAUAGUUUAAGUGGUUAGAAAUGUGUUAUAAUUAUUCAUCUUUAUUUAUCACCUGAGCUAAUACAUAUACGAAACAGCACAUUCAUUGAUUUUAGACGCAGGCUAUAAAAAUGAUUCCUUCUUAAUGUCCAAGGCAUUGUUUUGCUUUUUUUUUUUUUAUUGUAAUUUUGUAUCCUCGUGUUGACAGAACAAUAUCUUGUCAAAUACAUUUCAAGGUUUCAAAACUAUGCAGUUUUCCCUCCAGAUUUUAUAAACAGUUCUAACUAUAAGAUUUGUAAUAAUAUAUUUAUUCUUAAAAUAUAUUUUAUAAUAAAUCUUUUUAUCUUUUAUGUCUUCUUUUUAGCAUUGUCUUUUUACAGUUGUUGUUACCUAUAGAAGACAUGGAACCUGGGGAUUUUCUCAGUAUUGGUUAUAAUGGAUUUUACAACAGCUUUUAAUUUUACUUCAAAUAUA
Messenger RNA from Electrophorus electricus (electric eel), 3792 nucleotides. NCBI's taxonomy places the organism in Eukaryota, Metazoa, Chordata, Actinopteri, Gymnotiformes, Gymnotidae. The record is from RefSeq and is a predicted model, not a curated record.